CCGAAACAUCUACAGCUCUCUCUCUCUCUCUCACACACACACAAGCAGAUCAAGGGAUCAAAAUAUGGGUUCAGUCUCGGGCGCCCUCCUGGCGGUGCUCGUCUCGACGCUGCUGAUCAGGGUGCUGUUCCUUCUGGUGUGGAAGCCCUUCACCGUUGCCAGGUGGUUCAGGGGCCAGGGCGUCGGCGGCCCGGGCUACAGGUUCUUCGUCGGCUCCGUGCCGGAGAUCAGGCGGAUGAAGGCCGCCGGGAGCGAGGUCGUCCUCGACGCCGGCUCCCACGACUUCAUCCCCAUCGUGCAGCCGCAGUUCCGCAAAUGGGUCGCCGAUUAUGGGAAGACAUUCCUGUACUGGUUCGGGGCCGUGCCGACCGUCUGCGUCGCCGACGUCGACCUGGUGAAGCAGGUGCUUGCGGAGAGGACGGGCCUGUUCCCCAAGAACUACCUCAACGCCAACCUGGAGGCGCUCCUGGGCAAGGGCCUCGUCCUCGUCAACGGCGAAGACUGGAAGCGCCACCGCAAGGUGGUGCACCCGGCCUUCAAUCUCGAGAAGCUCAAGGCGAUGUCCGUGGUCAUGGCGGACUUGGCGGAGCGGAUGAUGCAGCAAUGGCAGUCUCAGAUACAGAAGGCCGCCAGCCAUCAGGCUGAAGUUGAACUGAGCAGCGAGUUCUCCGAGCUGACCUCGAAUGUGAUCGCGCACACGGCCUUCGGGAGCAGCUACAAGCAGGGCAAAGAGGUCUUCUCCGCGCAGAAGGAGCUCCAAGAACUGGCAUUCUCGGCAGCGCUUGAUAUCCCGAUUCCUGAUCGGUUAAGGAAACUCAAAUUCCCAUCAAGCAAGAGGAGCAUGCGAGUUCAGAAACUGGACGGGAAGGUGAGGAGCAUGCUCAUGGAGAUAAUCCAAGGACGCCUUGCUGAGAAGGAUACCAAAGGAUACGGCAACGAUCUGCUCGGGCUGAUGCUGGAGGCCCGCGCUCUGGAGCAGGAAGGGCACCAGAUGCUCACCACCCAGGAGAUCGUCGACGAGUGCAAGACCUUCUUCUUCGCGGGGCAGGACACGACCUCGCACCUCCUCACCUGGACCAUGUUCCUGCUGAGCAGGUACCCCGACUGGCAAGGGAAGCUAAGGGAGGAGGUGCUGAGAGAGUGCGGCGAUGCAGUACCAAAUCCUGACACGGUCGCCAAGCUCAAACUGGUUAACAUGGUGCUUCUUGAGUCGCUGAGGCUCUACAGCCCGGUGGUGUUCAUAAGAAGAGCUGCCGGUUCAGACAUUCAGCUCGGCAGCAUAAGGGUGCCCAAGGGAACCCUGCUUUCGAUACCGAUCGCGUUGCUGCACCGGGACAAGGACGUCUGGGGCCAUGACGCCGACGAGUUCAACCCUGCCAGGUUCGAGCACGGCGUCUCCAAGGCCGCCGCCAACCACCCCAACGCCCUGCUGUCCUUCUCCCAGGGGCCCAGGGCCUGCAUUGGGCAGAACUUCGCGAUGCUCGAGGCGCGUAUUGGGAUCGCCAUGAUACUCCAGAAGUUCUCCUUCGAGCUCUCGCCCAAGUAUGUCCACGCGCCCAAGGAAGCCAUCACCCUGAUGCCCAGGUUCGGGCUCCCCAUGAUUCUGAGGAACCUUCACGAGUGAGAUGAACCGUAGAAAUACUGAUGCGGCCACAAAACACAUCUUUAUUUUCUAUAAGGUUUGUAUAACAAAUAAACGGGACGCUUGUGGCUGUUUUGGGUAUGUGAUGCUUUUGUAUGCCUGUACUACUUGCUUUACUCUGUAGACAUGGAGACAACCUGCAAGUAAUAAUUGUUUGCUUCCUAUCUAUAUGUAUGCCCAUUUGCUUGCAGAA
Molecule: messenger RNA, 1835 nt
Organism: Panicum hallii
Lineage: Eukaryota; Viridiplantae; Streptophyta; Magnoliopsida; Poales; Poaceae
Product: cytochrome P450 709B2-like
Exons: 5
Coding region: 65-1624 (519 amino acids)
Molecular function (GO): monooxygenase activity; heme binding; oxidoreductase activity, acting on paired donors, with incorporation or reduction of molecular oxygen
Source: RefSeq, a predicted model, not a curated record